Oryza sativa Japonica Group (Japanese rice) is the source of this 942-nucleotide messenger RNA. RefSeq lists its product as uncharacterized. NCBI's taxonomy places the organism in Eukaryota, Viridiplantae, Streptophyta, Magnoliopsida, Poales, Poaceae. Gene Ontology annotation, molecular function: mRNA binding; structural constituent of ribosome. The record is from RefSeq and is a predicted model, not a curated record. Gene Ontology annotation, biological process: translation. Gene Ontology annotation, cellular component: ribosome.
UGGUGUUGUUUGCGGAAAAAACAAAAAUACUCCUUCAACAUUGAAACGUGCAAACUCCCUCCUCUUCUUCUCCAGUAGGCACACCACUGCAUCACCCCUCUCUCUCCUCCCAAAACCCUAACAAUGGCUUCCCGCCUCCUCCACCUCCGCCGCCUCCUCCCCUCCGCCCGCCCGUCCGCCGGCGGCGGCGGCGGCGGCGGCGGUGCGGUCGCCGCCUUCUCAACCGUAACCCCGACCCCGCGCGUCUCCGCGCUCGUAGACGAGAUCUGCGGCCUCACCCUCAUCGAGGCCUCCUCCCUCACCGACGCCCUCCGCGGCCGCCUCGGCGUCGACCAGCUCCCUCCGCUGGCCAUCCUCACCGGCGGCGCGGCCCCGCUCGCUGGCGGCGGGGCGGCCACCGGGGCGGCCGGCGAGGAGGCGAAGGCGAAGGAGGAGAAGAUGGCGUUCGACGUGAAGCUGGAGGGCUUCGACGCCGCCGCGAAGCUCAAGAUCAUCAAAGAGCUGAGGGCGUUCACGAAUCUGGGCCUCAAGGAGGCGAAGGAGCUCGUGGAGAAGGCGCCGGCCGUGCUGAAGGCGGGAGUCCCCAAGGAGGAGGCGGAGAGCAUCGCCGAGAAGAUGCGAGCUAUUGGCGCCAAGAUUGUUCUCGAAUGAGAGCACGAGAGCUAUGUAUGGCUUCGUUUCUUGAUUUGUUUCUGUUUCUUGUAUGAAGUAAAAGAGAGAAUUUUGAGACCUAGGAAUCAAUAAUUAACGAAAUUCACUAUGGGGAUUUUCUCAUUUGUUAGUGGAAAUUCCUUUUGAACCUUGGAGUUUUGAGCUAUGUGUUCAUAGGCUCAGUACAGUACCAGAGCUUUGAGCUCUGUCUCUUGACUGUCUGUUUGAUUGUACGGCAAAGAUAUCUUUUUAAUGAAAGCAGAGCAAACUAGCGGAUUAACAGUGGGUUUC